AUGUCCUCUGUCGCAGGCACCCUCGAUCGCGCUCCUGGGUCCCUUUCUGGCAAGGCCGUUCGACUCUGCUGGGGCCUCGUCAAGGGCGUCGCGUUCCUCCACAAGCACCUCGUCGCUCACAGGGACAUCAAGCCGGAUAACCUCGUACACGACGGGUACUACUGCCUGAAAAUCAUCGACUUCGACGUUGCGGUUCAACUGCAAGACGAAGACGACGAGGUCGACGACUACCCUGGGACGAGACAUUGGAAGGCGCCCGAGGUCGCAAAAAAGGUGCCGACGUACAGCCCGAUCAAGGCUGACCGAUGGUCGUGCGGGCACGUCGUUCUGCACUUGCUCGAUACGAUUGGGGAACAAGACGGGCUUCUGAGGACGAUCGCGACGACGCUGAAGGCGGAUGAUCCCCAGCAGCGGCCGUCGCUGCUCGAAUGGCGCGAGUGGGCAACCAGAGCGCUCCCUUCCAACGUGGUCGCCCGAACGCAAAAACGGGACGCGGAUGUCGCAGAGCUUCCGGAUGCGAAGAAGCCAAGACUGGCCGAGGCUCAUUCUGCACCGGCUCCGUCUGCUGUUAACAAACCCGAAUAG
This is a messenger RNA of Fomitopsis serialis, 585 nucleotides long. Its product is annotated as kinase-like domain-containing protein. The record is from RefSeq and is a predicted model, not a curated record. Gene Ontology annotation, molecular function: protein serine/threonine kinase activity; ATP binding. Bases 1 to 585 code for a protein of 194 amino acids. NCBI's taxonomy places the organism in Eukaryota, Fungi, Basidiomycota, Agaricomycetes, Polyporales, Fomitopsidaceae. Gene Ontology annotation, biological process: protein phosphorylation; intracellular signal transduction. The transcript has a single exon.